Messenger RNA from Epinephelus lanceolatus (giant grouper), 310 nucleotides. The record is from RefSeq and is a predicted model, not a curated record. NCBI's taxonomy places the organism in Eukaryota, Metazoa, Chordata, Actinopteri, Perciformes, Serranidae.
GUGUGUGUGUGUGUGUGUGUCAGUCAGCUGUUGAAGGAUCCUCAGGUUCUGUUUGCUGGUUAUAAAGUUCCUCAUCCUCUGGAACACAAGAUCGUCAUCAGGGUGCAGACCACACCUGACUACAGCCCACAGGAAGCAUUUACGAAUGCCAUCACUGACCUCAUUAGCGAGCUCUCUCUGCUGGAGGAACGCUUCAGAGUCGCCAUCAAGGACAAACAGGAAGGGAUUGAGUGAAGCUCCACCCUCUGAUGACCCCACUUUCUGUUUGAGUUUUGCUUUAUUUUUGUAAAUAAAACAUAUGAUGUCACAA